Messenger RNA from Saccharomyces mikatae IFO 1815, 462 nucleotides. RefSeq names its product Hch1p (gene HCH1). The transcript has a single exon. Bases 1 to 462 code for a protein of 153 amino acids. The record is from RefSeq and is a predicted model, not a curated record. Gene Ontology annotation, cellular component: cytosol. NCBI's taxonomy places the organism in Eukaryota, Fungi, Ascomycota, Saccharomycetes, Saccharomycetales, Saccharomycetaceae. Gene Ontology annotation, molecular function: protein-folding chaperone binding; ATPase activator activity. Gene Ontology annotation, biological process: positive regulation of ATP-dependent activity; protein folding.
AUGGUUGUCUUGAACCCAAAUAACUGGCACUGGGUGGAUAAAAACACCUUACCUUGGUCUAAGAACUACUUGAACGGUAAAUUAACGAGUUUAUGCACCGUUUCUUCCGAUGGCAAGAGCAAAAUCGAGUUGACCCAGGUGAGUAGCAUUACUGGUGACUCCAACGUAUCCCAAAGAAAGGGUAAGCCAAUUUGCUACUUUGACCUACAGUUAUCGAUGGACGUCAAAGUGACGGAUUUAGAUACUAACAAGAACGACGAAGAUAAUGAAGGAAUAGUUGUGGACGGGAAAUUAGAAAUUCCAGAGUUCAUGCAUGAUGAAUCCGAUUUCCCCAUUUUAUCUCAAGGUUUUGAUGCAUUUGAUGGAUUGGUUAGAUCAGAAUUUGUCCCUAAAGUAUUGGAAACACUACUAAAAUACCAAGAUGACUUGAUCAAAGAGCAUUCCAAGGAUAUACAAGUGUAA